AUGGUUGUGGAGCGUAUACAUAAAAUAACCUUUAAAGGGAAGGAGAAGGUACAUAUUCAUUUAAAGUGGCUGUGUACGCUUCUGUUUCUAGCGUCUUUCUGCUUGGGUGCUUUUCUAAUUGCUGUCGUCGUGGUAUAUACCAAACAAAGCACAUGUUUGACACGUGGUUGCAUAACAGCUGCAUCAAAGACGCUGGCGUUUUUAAACCUGUCUGUAAAUCCGUGUGAUGACUUUUACGAAUUUGCCUGUGGCAACUAUCGAAAAGAGAUACUACCCGACGAUGAAACAGAAGUCAGUGUUUUUAACACAAUUCAAAAAACGGUUCAGAGCCAACUCAGAACGUUACUUCAAGACGCUAAUUUACUAAACAGGUCAAAACCAUAUCGAUCUCUAGGACAGCUGUACAACUUAUGUAUGAAUACCAUUAACGUGCAGAGAGAUGGUUUGAAUUUCGCUAAGCAUAUACUUAGGGGAUUGGGCGGUUGGCCUCUUCUUGAGGGGAAUUCUUGGAAUGAAAGAAAUUUUGAUUGGAUACAAUUGAUACAUGAGCUUCGAAGGAAUGGGCUGGAGUAUAACUAUUUCUUUAACUUUGGAAUUGAACCAGAUAGAAAAAAUUCAUCCCAACGUGUUUUAGUUUUGGAUCAAAUUUUGCCAAAGCUAGACGAGCACCUGGUCUCUGCAAAGUUCUCAUCCUCUAACGAUUAUUUUAAUUACGUGGUCAGUAUAGCAGAAAUCUUUGGUGCUAAUAAAAUUAAAAUUGAAUCUGAAGCACGCGAAUUUAUCAGAUUUGCACAAAAACUUGCUCUGAUGUAUGUACCACAAGAAAGGCGCAAAAAUCAUACAUUGCUAUAUAACCCUAUUACCAUUGCCGAAUUACACCGCAAAAUACCAACAAUUGAUUGGCUACGCUGUAUAGAAGGGAUUGUAAAUAUUCCCACAACCCAAAUUAGGGGCGACGAAGUAGUUGUUCUUAGCGAUCUAGGAUAUUUUGAAACUUUGAGUGGUUUACUUCGACGUACUCCAAAAAGAGUUCAGGCCAAUUACAUAAUAACUAAUACAGUAUUGAGCAUGGUGCCAUUGUUAACAGAAGAAGUGCUACGCGUACAAGAACGGUAUAAUCAGGUAUUAACUGGCGUUCUCUAUAGGAAGCCCCGAUGGAAAUUGUGUCUAGACAUUAUCUCUAAAAGCUUGCCUUUGCCUUUAUCGGCGCUGUAUGUUAAGAAAUAUUUUAAAAAUGAGUCCAUGAAGAGCGCCGAUCAAAUUAUACAGAAUGUUAAGGAUCAGUUUACGACGAUGCUGAAACUCGUCGAUUGGCUUGACGGCAAUACCAGAAGACAUGCACUAGAAAAGGCAGCGGUGAUAUCGGCGACAGUUGGGUACCCCCAUCAGUUACUCGACGAUAAAUUAAUUGAAGAGUAUUACGCGAGAUUAGAUAUGAGCUCUAACAGUUUGAUAAAAGCGAUAAUGAAUGUGUCUCUUUUUAAUGAAAAUCGCGAAUACGAAAAACUGCGCAGGAUUGUGGAUAAACCAGAUUGGAUUGAACAUUCCAGUUUCACAACGGAAGUGAACGCAUUUUACACGUUAGAAGAAAAUAGUAUUGACUUCCCGUCGGCGAUUUUGCAAGAUGUGUUUUUUGACAGUGAACGUCCAAAUUAUAUGAAUUAUGGAACUUUAGGUUUUGUCGCCGGCCAUGAAAUCACUCACGGUUUCGACGAUCAGGGAAAACAGUUCGACAAGCAAGGAAAUCUAAAUGAGUGGUGGAGCGCAGACACUGCGGUAGCUUUUAGAAGCAAAUCUCAGUGUUUUACAGAGCAAUAUAACAACUACGUUGAGCCAAAUGUGGAGACGUAUGUAAAUGGGCAGAACACGCUUGGUGAAAAUAUAGCCGAUAACGGAGGAAUAAAGGAAGCCUACUUGGCAUAUAGAAAUUGGGUUAAGCGAAAUGGACAUGAACUCAAGUUGCCUGGGCUUGACUACACUCCAUAUCAAAUGUUUUGGAUAUCAGCUGCUCAAUUGUGGUGUUUCAAAGCUCGACUGGAACUUAUUAGUGAACUUGUCUACUUCGACGUGCAUUCUCCACCGAGAUUCAGAGUUAUUGGAUCUUUUAGUAACUCUGAACAAUUUUCAAACGAUUUUAAUUGCGCACCAAACAGUUUCAUGAAUCCACAAAACAAGUGUAGUGUUUGGUAAAUAAACAACUAAAUGCUUUGUUACAUAAAACACUUUUGUGCAUUCCGUUCAUUUAAAGGCAAAAC
Messenger RNA from Photinus pyralis (common eastern firefly), 2255 nucleotides. RefSeq names its product neprilysin-2-like. The transcript has 10 exons. NCBI's taxonomy places the organism in Eukaryota, Metazoa, Arthropoda, Insecta, Coleoptera, Lampyridae. Gene Ontology annotation, cellular component: plasma membrane. Gene Ontology annotation, molecular function: metalloendopeptidase activity. The coding region runs from base 1 to 2190 and encodes 729 amino acids. Gene Ontology annotation, biological process: protein processing. The record is from RefSeq and is a predicted model, not a curated record.